CAUUACCGACGAUGUGAUGGUGAAGCAGACAACAUGUAAGACGUCAGUGAAGAGCAGCGCUUGACGCAUGUUGGCUCCCGUCAGGUGCGGCCGGGCUGCAGCAACACACACACCGCCUCCGACCACCGUCGUCUCCGCAUCCGAUCAACGGUUGUUUUAAUGUCACACUGAAUGGAGGGCUUUGGAGUUCCAUUAAGAUGACCCGAACACAUCCACCUGAUCUACUGGCAACAACUCUACGGAAUGUUCCUUUGUAUCCAACCACCAAACACGUCCUUCCUCAUCACUCUUUUUUGCAAUGUGACUUGAAGAUGAUUGACAAACCAGAAAUCAUAAACAAAAGACACUGCCGCAGCUUUGACUUUCUUGAAUCACUGGACGACCCACAGUCAGUCUCUUCACCAAUGGAGUACCCUUUUAAGCGAGCAGAGCAGCAGAUAUCAAACAAAGACCUAACAUGGAACGGAGCAGAUCAACGAGGACAUCUUCACUUUUCAUCUCCAGAUCUGUUUAACUCCAGGCACGUUCAGCAACACGCCAGCCAAGAGAAAAGCGGCCAUCUCACAUGGUCAGAUUCGGUAAAUAGAAAAAGAUCGAGAAGUGCUCCAAGAAUCAAAUCCACGCUCACUCCUGUGCCCAUCUCAGUGUCCCCUCUGGAGAUCAACAAGGACAAGGUCGCCCCACAGCCACCGUUAGAUACUUUCAGGACCUCUGCGACACAAAGAGAAGCUUAUUCCUCCAAUAGGGCUUUUUUGAACGAGGUCCACCCAAUCAAACUGCAACCCCCUCUUUAUGUAUCUGAUUGUUUUGACGAGGGUAAAUCAGACAAACCAGUGACAACCCCUCAUGUCAGGUGCCGUGUGGACAUCAAACCAGAUGCUGCUGUACUUCAACACACAUCCAGACAGAUUCCCAACCUGCGCCCUGAACGUCACGCUUGGCAGCGAUACUCGCAGGCCGGUAGCAGCCGGGGUGUGUAUGUCCCUCGGCAUAUUAUCUCCUCACCCACACCGACUCCAAGUGAAUGCUACAGUGGGGAUUUUAGACAAGGAUAUCACUACACCACCAGCAUGUCUCCCCUAUCUUACCAGCAUCUCGACAUGUACAGAAUGCCCUCGCAAACAACACCAUAUCUAAAUCAGGAACAAAGAGCUUACUCCAACCCGAACAUCCCCACUAAAUUUUUUUACACUGAGGACCCUGUUCGAUAUCCAGUACAUCCUUAUCCUAGGGCUUACUUUCAGGAUGAUAGAUCCAGUUUAGCCAGCCGUGGUAGUACUAUGACUAGUCAGUACGAUCCAAGGAAUCGAUGGGUGCAUACCCUGCCUCUCAGGUCAUAUUACACAGACCCUUUUUCUAAUCAAGAACCGGCACACUCUGUAUAUAGCACACCCUAUUCUACAAGUGAGGCAGGGUCAUACUUUUCUCAAACCCCCACCAGCUCUUACUAUGGCGAUGAUCACCGCUUCAAUCCAUACCACCAAAGUUGCACUAAUUUGUAUUAUAACAAGCCGUUUAACUCUCACGAGGAGCGGUACUUUCCAUUGAGGCAAUGCCACACGGAAGGCCGUCGCCGACCCCGCAUGUCACAGGCUUUUUCAGAAGACUGGUAUCGCUCAAGUAUAUCUGGUUAUUCCAACCAGAGUUCUCAGCUCACCCCACCGAGGGUAAGGACAGAGCCUGGUGUACCACCAUGGUAUAGUAACUAUGGCACAGAGACAAGUAGAUUAGGGACAGAGGCUAAAAACCAUUCAAAGUCUUGGGACAAUAUUCUUUAUCCCCAACAUAAGAAAGAGCAAUCAGUGCCUCGUGGCCGAAGCUAUGAGAACCUGUUUUACCAAGCAAGGCACGGGUCCUCUCCCAGUGUCACAUCUCAACCUGUUAUCCUUAACCUAUCCAGUUCACCAAAGCGCUACGCUGCCUUGUCCCUCUCCGAGACCUCUUUAGAGAGAGGAUCUAGCAAUCCGUGGAAGAAUACUAAAAGCAGCCACUGGUUUGUGACCCCCGAGAUUACCAUAACAGACAAUGACAUAUGCGCAGGCAACAAUGAGCGGCUUGGCGUGCACCCUGUCAACUGGAAUACCCUAGACAAUGAAAAGAAAGCUGCUCCAAGAGUGAUAGACGUCAAGAAGUCAUUCAACACAACAGAAAUGACCAAAGAAAGGAAACGCAACAAUGUCUCCCUUCAGCAGAGUCUGGAGCAGCUUGAUGAGUUGUUAGCUGACUUGGUUGUUGAUUACAAGCCACCAACCAGCAGGAAGUCUAGUGGGGACUUUCUGGAUCAGCUUAAACAACUGAUUACUGAAGAUAAUGAAAAAGUCAAGGGAUCUUCUGAGAUUGAAAAUCUUGAAUGUUUGAAUACUCAGCUCCCUUCUUCUAAAUCCAGUCCUGACACAAUCAAAGACCUGGAUAGUGGAUGCGAUGCUUUACAAAGAAGUGCAGAAGAAUGUUCUCCGGACCACAGUGUGGGGGAAGAUGAAACAAUGGUGUGUGCUAACAACAAGUGCAAGCGUUCUGAGAAUAUGUUCAAUGCAUGCUUGUACUACAAAUCAUGUCACAGUUGCUACACGUUUUACUGCUCACGAAACUGCCGCAGGGAUGAUUGGGAGACCCACAAAGAAAACUGUCUGUACGGCCGUGUGAGUAGUGUCUGUAGGCACACACUCAAGUUCUGCAGAGAAAAUGCAGAGAUUCAUAAAGCCUUCUCUCGUAUCGCAAAAGCCGGGUACCUUUCUAGAGGCAGAGGUGUCCUCUUUUUGGGUUUCCCCAAUCCAGAGACGGCUGCUCAUUUUCUGGAAGUUGGGCUUGAGAGCCUCGUCAUGUCCCCCACAUACCUAUCUCUCAGAGAGCUAGAUGGCUUUAAGGACAACUUGGGUGAAUACUGCAAGGAUCUGCAGCAGGCGGGUAAUGAAUAUGACACCAGUGAAUGUUUCCUCUUGAAUGUAUCCGUAGCUGUCGGUGAACUCGUGCCUAACAGACCGUCACCAAGGGUCCAAACACCGACAGUUCGAAAAUAUGCAAAGGUAUCCUUGGCUUCUUCAAGCCCGGACAAAAAGAUAGUGAAGAAGGACAGUGAAAUGGAAACUCUUAUCCUCACCCCACCUCCAGGAACACCAGACAUUGAUCAGGAGGGUGAGGAGGGAAGAAAAGCCAGAGAGGUGUGCUUUGUCAACAUUCAGCGUGAGCUCAGGAUUAGGGGAGUCUUCCUUCGUCAUGAGUAUCCCAAAAUCUAUAAUCAGCUAUGUGAGUUUGUGGAAACCAACACGAGGUUCACUCCAACAACUAUUUACCCAAUAGAUAAGAGAACAGGAAAACAGUUCAUGUGCAUGAUCAUGGCCGCGUCAGAGCCGAGGACAUUGGACUGGGUGGGCACCCCCAAUCUCUUGGAUGAUAUUAUUUAAAACGCAAUGGAGAAGAGUGAUUAUAAGUCAGUCGCACUUUAUGUGCCUAUUGUAAAUACAUGAGUUUUGAGAAAUUGAAGACUGACAAAAUAUUUGCAUUUGGCCACUUCCCCUUUCUGCCUCGUUGACCUUUUGCACAUGCUCACAGUUUUUAUUCUCCUGCAAGUUAAUAGAUUGCAUGUAAACUGGGCACAGCACAACAACUUUGGUGUUAAAGAUGUGAACGUGUAUUAUUUAUCAUUAAUACAUUCCUGCUCAACGGUGUAUAAUGAAGCACAUUUGCAGGAUACGCACAUCAUCUUGCAUUCAUAUAAUAGACACAUGACAUGUCUCAUUUAAUAGAAGUCCCUUUGAAAUGUUUUCUCAUAUCUCUUGUUUGUAUUAUACCCUGCAAUCGUAAUAACAACUGUUAAGUAUUGGGUGUAUAUUCAUUUAUUUAGUAAACUGUAUUUGUGUGGCUGUAUUAGUUCAUGUUUAAUAGAAAAUGAAGUACAAUCGACACAGCCUUUUAGUUUUCCACCUCAGUAAGAAUUUUGGAUUGUGUCAUGCUUGAGUAAAUUGCUUUGUUGGAAGGUGGCCUUCAUUUAGGACUAUAUUAAAUUAAUGUAUAGAUUAAAAGUUUUUCUCCAGGUGUAAGAGGUUGAUUUAACAACCCUUUAAAAUGACGGAUUUAUUUUCUUCAAGGCAUGAUAUUUUUUAUCAAGGUAUUUUAUUAUUAAUGUUGCUUAUAACACACUUUUAAAGAAGACAAAGUUAUAAAUGUGAUAGACGAUAUUGAAUAAUACAAACUAACACUUCAGUUUGUUUUAGACAAUAUGCAAUCGAAGAGCAACAAUGAAAUAUAUUGAAGAAUAAUUAUGUAUUAUUAAUGUGGAAUCAUUCCUUGUGUUGUAAAACUUGUUUUUUAUUUUUAUUUAAAUAUAAAUGAUGAGAACGUUCAUAAAUUAUCUGCAGCACUGUAUAUGCCUGCUUUCACUCUCAUUGCUGACUAAGCUAAAUCUGCUCUUUUACUGGAUUAUAUCUUUGUGCAAGAUCUUAGAAAUUUAUAUUUUGUGAUGUUUAUAACAUAUAUAUAUAGAUAUAUAAUAAAUGGAAUUGAACAAGUGACCUCAUGGUUUCUCACCGCACCCCACCUCCCCAGCCCCCAUCCCCCCACCACCACCACACACACAUACUUGGUAAUUGUUCUUUAUGAUUUUUGGGGUUAGAGUGUCCGUCCUGAGAUCGGUAGGUCGUGAGUUCAAACCCCGGCCGAGUCAUACCAAAGACUAUAAAAAUGGGACCCAUUACUUCCCUGCUUGGCACUCAGCAUCAAGGGUUGGAAUUGGGGGGCUAUCCAUCCAUCCAUCCAUUUUCUACCGCUUGUCCCAUUCUGUCACGGGGGGUCCUAGAGCCUAUCUCAGCUGCAUUCGGGCGGAAGGCGGUGUACACCCUGGACAAGUCGCCAGGGCCAACACAGAUAGACAGACAACAUUCACACACUAGGGCCAAUUUAGUGUUGCCAAUCAACCUAUCCACAGGUGCAUGUCUUUGGAGGUUGGAAGAAGCCGGAGUACCCAGAGGGAACCCACGCAGUCACGGGGAGAACAUGCAAACUCCACACAGAAAGAUCCUGAGCCCGGGUUUGAACCCAGGACUACUCAGGACCUUCGUAUUGUGAGGCACAUGCACUAACCCCUGUACAACCGUGCUGGCCCCGGAAUUGGGGGUUAAAUCACCAAAAAUUAUUCCCGGGCGCAGCCACCGCUGCUGCUCACUGCUCCCCUCACCUCCCAGGGGGUGAUCAAGGGUGAUAGGUCAAAUGCAGAGAAUAAUUUCACCACAUCUAGUGUGUGUGUGACAAUCAUUGGUACUUUAACUUUAACAUAACCAUCUACUUCAUACCAACCAUAGGUCCUUCACACCAACAGCCAUCAGACUGUAUAAUGCAUAUGUUCCUUCUUGACUGCACUUAAAUGAGUAUAUGUAGUAUAUGUAGAAAAUAUUUAUAUUAUUUAUAUAUUAUAUAUAUAUAAUAUAUUAUAUAUAUUACAUUAUUUAUUAUUAUUCUUGUCUAUUGUUAGCGAACUGUGGUGCUGAAUUUCCCCCAGGGAUCAAUAAAGUACUUUCUAUUCUAUUCUAUC
Messenger RNA from Entelurus aequoreus (snake pipefish), 5524 nucleotides. Its product is annotated as un-named hu7912. Gene Ontology annotation, biological process: cell-cell junction organization. Bases 198 to 3401 code for a protein of 1067 amino acids. NCBI's taxonomy places the organism in Eukaryota, Metazoa, Chordata, Actinopteri, Syngnathiformes, Syngnathidae. The record is from RefSeq and is a predicted model, not a curated record. Gene Ontology annotation, cellular component: apical junction complex; plasma membrane. The transcript has 2 exons.